AUGAAGGCUCCACAACCAGCCGAUUACGGUCGCCUGCCUCCGUCGGCGGCGGCGAUGAGUCGCUCAAACACGCUCGACAUCUCGGUGCGGUCGGGGGAAGAGGGGGCGGGAUGGAAGGAGGACGUCGUGCCGCCGUUGCUCUCCGAGCAGGAGCGAGGAGCUGGAGGAGGAAAGGCUUCUUUCGCCGGCGAAGUCAGGCGCGGCAGUGCGAACGGCUUGUCGAACGGAAUUGGAGGGCCUGGUGGCAUAGCGAACGAGAUCAGGGAUUCGAGACGACCAUCCGCAGCCUCGUCGACCGGUACUUCCUCCUCGACUCGCUCGCUGGGUUCCGUCUGGCGGGCUCUCAAGUCCCGAGCGACGAGCGGUUCGACGACUGCUUCAACGCCCGACUCGACACCGACAGCGAGCAAGAUCAAGGCUUUCUUCUCCUCCGCUGGUCGACAGCCGCCAGCAACUUCGUCCACGGCGACUCGCGACAAAAUCCCGAAGAGCGUCGCAAUGGCUAAAUCGGCUUCUGCGGACUCGGCCCCUCGAGCACGGAGACGACCAGCAACGUCGGCGGGCGGAGGCGCAGCAGGCGACCGACCAAAGUCGUUCUUCGACGCCUCGACCUCGAGCAAGCCGAUCAACGGCUUCGCAAACGGGCCACCUCGACUUGGUGCCGUGCAGGAGGGCGCGCGCAGUGUGCACGGGGUCGAGCAGAAGUGGAAGAACCCUUUUGCGAACGCUCGACCCGCGACUUCUGCCGGCUCGCAGACUCUUCCGCCCUCCAUAUCCUUCGCUCGCCAGGCGUCCUCUCGAGCCGAACCCGCUAUCAACUUCGACGACACUGCUCCUCCUCCUUCUCGACCUCCGACUACUAAGCCACCUCGUCGUCCUUCGACCGCAACAGGCCCAACCAGCGCCGCAGGACUCGGCCGUGCCCUCUCCUUCAGCACAACCAAGUCCACCCGCUCGUCCUCGUCGCCGCAAAACGGAGAAGAGGAGAAGACCCGACGCCUGCCUUUGCGUCUCAAGUCGAUCCCGUCUGUGCCGAAUCUCAGACCUGGAUCGUCGAGGAAGCGGGAGGAGGAGGGAAAGGACCCGCAGGAGCGACCGAGGGUGUCGAGGUUGCCGUCGCUUACUGGACUUGUGCCCGCUGCGGAGUCGAAGUUUGCGGACUCCAGUCUUUCUACAAAUCUCUCACCUGCUCCCCCUUCAAUGCCUCCCGCUCCGCCAUCAUCCACCCCUCUUCCUUCGAACGCGGCAAAGAAACACGUCCGCCAGAAAUCGAGCAUCACAGCCCUCACCUCCAUCCUCAAACACGCCUCCUCCGGCACCGGCUCUUCCGCUACACACGACGCGGAGGAUCCGCUGACGGAUGAAGAGCUUGCGAGUUGGAAGUUGGGACGGUCGAGGGAGAACAGCGUUGGAAGUGCUGGUGUGGGAGUGGUCAAGGCGGGCGGGACGAGGCGGAUAGGCGUGAAUGGAAGUGGCGAAGAGGGAGAAGAACGCAUACCGAACGGCUCGAGGCGAGGCAGUGCGGAGGACGAGGCGAAUGUGUUGGUCAUCCAGAGGAAGCAGGCGGCAUUCGUUGCUCCUCCCUCCCCGCCUCGACCUUCCGCCGUCCCGCUCUCUCCCUCUUCUCCUCCUCUGCUAUUCGGCUCCUUCCGCCGCCCUUCCGCCGGUCUUCGACGGCCCAAGACGGCUCCCGAGAAUCGACCCACUCGUCCUCGUCGCUCAUCCGACGCGUCGAGCGCCUUCAACGUCCUCGAGUUUGUCGCGGCAGACGAAGGACGCGACACGAAAGCCGCCCUUCAGAUGCGCUUCCCGCAGAUGAACGGAGACGAAGCCGUCUUUCUCCCUUCCGCCAUCUCGCCGCCCAUGGGCUCGGCACCGUUCCCUACGUCGAACGGGAACCGGCGCAAGCUUUUCCGCCGCGCCUCGUCCGCAUCGUCGCAUCUCAGCCUCGGCAGCGAAGAAGAGAUGAUCCUCUCAACUCUCGACGGUGGGGAACUCUCGCAUGCUUCGAGCCCUUCCUCGGCAGGCGGAAGUCCCGUCAUGUUCCAGUCUGGCUUUGUCCCGUCUGUUCUGCCAGGAUCAGCCGACAGCGCCCUCCCGCCCUCGAUGCGCGGGCUGUUUGCGACGCCUGGCGCGCCGCAGCGGAUCCGGCCUCGUACGGCGGGCGGCGAAAUCCCCCUCUCUAUGCCGUCAAGACGAGCGGCCAAGCUUCCUCCUUCACCGAUCAAGAUCCCUCAGACCGUACCCGCGCUGCCCGCCUCUCCACCUUCAUCGUUCCCGCCCUCUAAAACCGGCACGUCGACUCCCCUGCAUCGACCAGCCUCUUCCGCCACUCUUCGCUCUCCCAUCGUGCCUAAGACGCCCGCACCUCCUCGACCUCCUCGAGCGCCCUCCCGCCCGUCCUCCCUCUCACCCACCUCUCCAACUUUCGCCCAGCACCGCUCGGCCUCGAAAGCCUGGUCCAGCGUCUCCCCUACUUCGUCCCCUUCCCGCGCUGAGACUCCAACUCGACCCGCCCGCCAUCCUCGUCGAAGCGUGAGCAUCGAGCGGGAUAGGACUGCUGCGGCGCUCGAGGGGCGUCCAGCGCGUGUGAGCGGGGAGUCCCAGAGGACCGCGAGCGGUGCCAGGGUGGCUGGACGGGAGUAUACGCCGCCGCCUAGUCCGCCAGCGAGCGAAGAAGUGCCGGUGCAGGUCGUCGUCGAGUGA
Rhodotorula toruloides NP11 is the source of this 2706-nucleotide messenger RNA. RefSeq lists its product as uncharacterized. The record is from RefSeq and is a predicted model, not a curated record. The coding region runs from base 1 to 2706 and encodes 901 amino acids. The transcript has 2 exons. Lineage: Eukaryota; Fungi; Basidiomycota; Microbotryomycetes; Sporidiobolales; Sporidiobolaceae.